This is a messenger RNA of Acipenser ruthenus (sterlet), 692 nucleotides long. RefSeq names its product leukotriene B4 receptor 1-like. Gene Ontology annotation, biological process: inflammatory response; complement receptor mediated signaling pathway; positive regulation of cytosolic calcium ion concentration. NCBI's taxonomy places the organism in Eukaryota, Metazoa, Chordata, Actinopteri, Acipenseriformes, Acipenseridae. Gene Ontology annotation, cellular component: plasma membrane. The transcript is spliced from 2 exons. The record is from RefSeq and is a predicted model, not a curated record. Gene Ontology annotation, molecular function: complement receptor activity; G protein-coupled receptor activity. Bases 30 to 692 code for a protein of 220 amino acids.
CUCACCAUUUCCUGUUCAGACAGAUUGAAAUGUCACAAAGCCAGUGUAAGCCACACCUACACCCGAGGAAACAUUUAAAGGGGGCUGCUACUAGAGAAAGACACAUCAUUUUUGAAACCCAAAACUCAAAAAGGACUCCCAGCCUCAAUCCAGAUCGCCAUCAAACCAUGAACAUCUCUUCUCCCUUCCCCUCCCUCACCUCUCGCCCUCCCUCCUCCUCCUCCCUGGGCUCCUCUGAGAUAGUGGGCACUCUCUUCCUGGGCUUGGCGUUUGUUCUGGGUUUCCCAGGGAACCUGUUUGUGGUGUGGACGGUGCUGUGCCGUGUGGCUCGUCGCUCAGUCACCUGCCUGCUGGUGUUGAAUCUGGCCGCAGCCGACGCCCUGGUCCUGCUCAGCGCUCCUUUCUUCAUACGCUACUUGGUCGGGGGACGGGGAUGGGAGUUUGGCUCGUCCUUCUGCAAGCUGGUUCAUUACCUCUGCAGCGUCAACAUGUACGCCUCCAUCUUCCUCAUCGCCGCCAUGAGCCUCGACCGCUUCCUGGCUGUGUCCCGCCCCUUCCUGUCUCAGCAGCUUCGCACCAAGAGGGCUCUACUGAAGAUCCUGCUGCUCAUCUGGAGCCUGGCCUUCCUCUUUGCCAUCCCCAUGCCCUUCUACCGCAGGUUAGUGUUUCAACCAAGGUUAAGGCUGUCUUGA